Molecule: messenger RNA, 1029 nt
Organism: Heterobilharzia americana
Lineage: Eukaryota; Metazoa; Platyhelminthes; Trematoda; Strigeidida; Schistosomatidae
Source: the annotation of a GenBank genome assembly
AUGGAAUUAUUCUAUGUUUUUAUUUUAAUUAUUCUUUCAUCAUUUGUCUGUGAAUGCAGGAAAUCUCAGUCAAAUUAUGAGUAUAAUUCUGUAGAUGAUAAUCGUAAUGAACAUUAUGUUAAGAAGUAUUACACGGAUGAUAGUGAUUUAGAUUUGGAUGAACAGUUUUACUCAUAUAACAAUUAUUACUAUUAUUAUCAUCCAAAGUAUAACAGAUACAAUCAUAGAAAUUACUAUGAUUUACAUGAAGAAGUACAGUAUGGAAAAGAAAACAUAAAGCAAGAACACUAUCCCCCUUAUGAUGAUAGUAGAAAGUUAAGUUAUACUGAAGCAGACGAAAAUAUGCAGGAGAAUGAUCAACACAAAACCAUGAUGAUCAACAUUUUGCUGAAUGGAUAUUUUCAAGGCGAAGUAUUUGAUUACUUUGAUAAUUAUAACUAUCAUUAUGAUCAUGGAUACAACAAUGGGUACUACAAUGGAAGGUACUUGGAAGAUGCAGAAAAUUAUGGUCAUCCUGGACAAGAAAGUGGUGAGCAUAAACCAGAAGACAAUAUAAGAUACCCAGGUGACUAUAAGUAUGAAGAAGAAGAACAACAGCACAUGCCUGGUAAUAUGGGUAAUAGAGAUUCCGGUUUUGAUAGACAUCGUUAUCAACCGUACGAUACUUAUGAUAGAUAUUAUGACUAUAAUGCUGAUUCGUAUGGAAAUUACAAUUACCAUAGACCUUAUGAACUAGGUGGAAGAUAUUCAAACUACGCAAAACAUUCUUAUAAUAAUAAAUAUUAUAAUGAAACUGAAGACGAUAUUUAUAAGAGACAUGAGUAUACUUUAGGCGAUUGGUACAACACAGAUUAUGAUAGUAGAUAUAAUGAUUAUUGGUUAUAUUUUAAAAAGGACAAUAAACACAACAAUCAUCAUCAUGCUUACUAUCAGUGGGAUGAAAUGGAUCCAGAGGGUGAGAGACGGGAUCGUCAGGAUGGAAAUCAGGAAUCUUACGAUGAACAAUCUUAUGGUAACAGGGACGAGUAA